GGGGGGCCAUGUCGGAGUCGCUGGCGCAAGACAACGGCUGGGGUGGGGGGCCGCCGGCGGGGGGCGCAGGGGAGGGGGGCCCGGCCGUCGUGCCCCCCGAACGCUACGAUGCCAACCGGGCCAAGACAGCCGCCAGCCUCGCCUGGCUCCUCGGCAAGGCGUACGGCGCUGACCAUGUGCCGGAGCACUUGCGUGACCCCUUCUACACGGACCAGUACGAGCAGGAGCACAUCAAGCCUCCCGUGACGCGCCUGCUGCUCACCGGGGAGCUCUACUCUCAGGUUUGCCUGCUGGUGAUGCGCGGGGGCGGUGGCGGUGGCGGCGGCGGCGACAGGGGCCCCACCGCGGGUCCCGGCGGGGGCCACGGGGCCGUGGUGCGGGCUCUGGCUGACAAGGGCCUUCACGUGGUGGGCGGCGGUUCUGGGGAGACCCCCAUCACGGAGGAUGACCUGGCGCACACGCCCAUCAACAUGGUGGCUCACCUGGCUCUGAUGGACGCGCUGAUGAUGGCGGUGGCGGUGGAGAUGAUGAGCGUGGAGCGCGUGGUGGCGGCCGUGCAGCGCUUCUCCACGUUCUCCGCCUCGCAGGAGCUGCCCUACGGCCUGGAAGACGCCAUGCUCUUCUGGAUCAACAAGGUGAACAUGAAGAUGCGCGAGAUUGUGGAGGCUGAGUGGAAACUGCGACAGAGAUCGGAGUCGCCUGCCCACCACAAGUCUCCCUCCAAGUGGUACUGGAAGCUGGUGCCACAGGUGCGCUACCGACGCGACGGGCCGCGCCAGCUCCCGUUCUUCCCGCAGCUCGAGUCUCUGCUGGCGGGGCUGUCCGACGGUGCCGCGCUAGCGGGCCUGCUGCACUACUACUGCCCCUCCCUGCUGCACUUGCAAGACGCGUACCUGCGGGAGGCGAUGUCGGUGGCCGACAGCCUGCACAACCUGAGUGCCGUGCGGGCGCUGGCGACGGCGCACCUGGGCCACUGCUUCUACCUCACCCUGGAGGACGUGCUGUACGCACCAGCCUGCCUCAAGCACAACGUGAUGGUGCUUGUGGCCGAGCUCUUCUGGUGGGUGGAGGUGGUGCAGCCGGACUUUGUGCAGCCGUGCGUGGCGCCGCCGCUGCCCGCUGAUGCAAGGAGCACGACCCCCAAGUUGAUGCGUCCCCACGUGCCCAUCUCCAACGCCACCAAGCGCAGCUUCCGCGCUCCCAGCAGCCCCCGAGCCUCGGCGCACAUCUCGCACAGCAACCCCGACAUCAGCAAGGGCGGCGCAGGCAGCGGUGUCGGCGCCUCGUCGGGUCCCAGCCCGUCUCACCCGCUGCUGCCUCUCCGUCCGCGACAGCAGAGGCUGCCCGUGCAGGGAGCCACGGGAGACACACCCGUGCCCCCGCUGUUCCGCUCCAACUCGCUGACGCGUGUGGACGGCUCCCCGAAGCGCGGCUCCGUCAUCGCGUGGCCCGAGAGGAGGCAGAGUGUGUCGGGGUGA
Messenger RNA from Lethenteron reissneri (Far Eastern brook lamprey), 1478 nucleotides. Its product is annotated as calmodulin-regulated spectrin-associated protein 1-B-like. Gene Ontology annotation, biological process: negative regulation of microtubule depolymerization; cytoplasmic microtubule organization. Gene Ontology annotation, cellular component: microtubule minus-end. Gene Ontology annotation, molecular function: microtubule minus-end binding; calmodulin binding. Lineage: Eukaryota; Metazoa; Chordata; Hyperoartia; Petromyzontiformes; Petromyzontidae. The record is from RefSeq and is a predicted model, not a curated record.